This is a messenger RNA of Porites lobata, 16620 nucleotides long. NCBI's taxonomy places the organism in Eukaryota, Metazoa, Cnidaria, Anthozoa, Scleractinia, Poritidae. The record is from the annotation of a GenBank genome assembly.
GAAGUGGUGAAUCACACUAACGCGUCUUUGCCUAAGAUUACACGCAACAUUUCAAAUGCAGGCGAUGUCAAAGAUCCAUUUAACAUUCUCUCUUUUAGCUUCUUGCUACUGAUUAUCAGCGCCACCUUAUUUGGAAAUAUUCUGGUGAUUCUUGCGUUCAAGAGGAGCGUCAAGAUUCGAACGGUAACUAACUACUUUGUGGUAUCGUUAGCAGUAGCGGAUAUCCUAGUUGCCCUUGUCUCUAUGCCCAUAUGGGCCGCAUUUCUAAUGCAAGCAAAUGUUCUUGAAGGAGGCCCGCUGGUAAAGAUCUGGACAUUUAUGGAUAUCCUCUGUGGAGUAGCCUCCAUUAUGAAUUUGACUGCAAUAAGCAUUGAGAGAUAUUUCUGCAUAAGGUAUCCUCUCAAUUAUCACACUACCAUGACGUCACUCAAAGCAAUAACUAUAAUAAUCAUAAUUUGGAUCUUUUCGAUUUUUAUGUCUUCGUUGAAGAUUAUAUUGUGGUUCUGGCCUCCCCCAAACUACGAACUAAUGGUAGUUAUAAGCUGUUUCUUUAUUCCACUGGUUGUUAUGUGCACGACGUACCGAUAUAUCUUUAAGACGGCCAGUUAUCAAGCGCGACAAAUCGCACUUAUGAUCAACGGCAACGUCAAGAACUUCCUUCUGGCGUCCGAGAUGCGCGCCGCCAAAACUCUAGCUGUUGUGAUGGGUGCGUUUGUAAUUAGCUGGGGGCCUUUCUUCAUUUUAAAUAUCUUGUUUGCAUACUGCCUUGAUUGUGUCACUACUGAUUCCGUCGUAGUGGCGAAAUGGAUGCACUACACAAACUCUCUUUUUAAUCCCAUUGUCUACGCGUGCAUGAACAAGGAGUUCCGAAAGGCUUUCUGCAUCAUCUUGUUUGGGCGAAAGCGCUGUUGUCGCAUGAGAAAAAGGGGAGCUGAAAGUUCUACGGAUCAGACUGAACUAAGUCCGGGAAAUCGCCAUGUUUGACAUGGGUGUAACGCUUGUUAAUAAAUGGAAUGACGGGGUCCUGUUAUCACUACCAACUGGACGAAACAGGCUGACCAAUCAAUUAUGUCAAGUUGACUGCAAUACGAAUAAUAACGAAGUCGAAGGACAAGUGCAGUAGGUUAUAUUAAAGACCGCAUGUAAUGUCAUUAGAACGUGAAUGUGAUUUGCUUUGAGUAGCUACAGCCUUUUGUAAGAGUUCUGACAAAAAAUGAGAUUCAUGGCUCAAGUGAUGAACUGGUUAUCAAUUGAGGUUUUUGGCCAUGGGUAACUGUCCACCUACCCCUUCCCUAAGUCACAAUGUUGCCCUAAGUGAGAAGAAAGUGUUAAUGUUGACUUAGGUGAGGGGUAGAUGGUCGGUUACCCACACUAGGACCUCAAUUGAUCCAAUGAACUUUGUCUACAACUGCACCAGCAACACUCUAAUAAUGCACCAAAAACAAUACAAAUACACCCAGUGAGGACGUCGGAGAUAUAUAAUGUGAAAACAAAAUUUACGGAACAAAAACAACAGGUUAAAUGCAUGCCUUAAUUAUGAGGGCCACAAAUGAAUGAUCCUGAAACUCGAUAACAAUGCGCAUGCGUCUGCGAUGCGGGCUCAGUGACAUAUUCUGCGCACUCGAUAUUUUGAUAUCAACUCUUUUUCCAGUUUUUAAUACGUGAAGUGAGUCGUCAAGUUAUAAGGUGCUUGUUCCUAAUUCUCCAAAAACAUGUGACCUGUUGGGUAAGCACUGGAUCGAAAACAUCGGGUUUUUUUUCCUUACUUUGAUUUUGCGUUGAAAAUCAUUAUUUUUGAGUAUUUCCGACUUAGUUGUAACCGAAGAUUGUGCACAUAUGAAAACCAGGUCAAUUAAGGACUUAAGAGCUCUUCACAUAGGUUCACAACUCUUUAAAGGGACUGCGUCAAGGCGAUUUAGUCCAUUUCGUUUGGUCAUGCCAAAUGACACGCUAUAAAACUUCACGCCGACAAUUAUAGCUUUUCAAUAGAGUAUUUCCAAAAAAAAAAAUACUACUUACGAUACCUUAGUUAAUGACUUGAACUAAAAUGAAGUUACAAAUAUCAUAGAUGAACUUUCAAAGCCUUUUGAGAUGAACAGUUUUUAACCAAAAUUGAAACAAGUCAAAUUUUCUUCAGGUUGUCCAAUUCAGUGUUUCCUAUUGCAUUCUUUUUUUGUGUUGUUGGAAUUUUUCUUCACUGUUUUAACUGGUCACUGGGUGCUUUCCUCUAUUUGUUGGCCAGUUCCUAGUAGUUCAGUUUGGGCACGCUUUCAGAUUGCACAGCUGUUUAAUCUAAAGUUACAACUGUUAGAUCCCAGUAAAAGAGGAAGGCAAAGAAGCAUCUUAAAUGAAAGAAAUAUUUUAAACGUGAAGACUAAGAUUAAGUGCAUUAUUAGAAACAAGAAAUGGCUUCAAAAUUGUUCCUGUGGAACUGUUUGUUAUUUCAAUUACCUUUACAGCUUUUGAAUUAUUUUGGUAGAAAAAAAUUAAAGCUUAAACCUAAACCACAUUCAGUAUGAACUCUAGACACUAACUUUUACUUUUUUAUAUUUUCGCCAUGAUUUUGUAAAAAUCUUUAUUGAAUAGUCGCGUUUGGUAAGAUGAUGUCAACAUCUAUACUCUUUAAUCAUACUUUUAGCCUUUUUACGCAGAAAAUAUUUAAAUACAUAUAUAUGGACACUCUUACUUAAUUCAUUCUUUUUCAAUCAAUAUGUUCUCAUUUGAAGUUCUCCUUUUCAUGUAGACUAGUUUCCACCUUGGUUUGCAACGGCUUAGAUGUAUUCACCGAGACAGAUAGCAUUAAUGACCUUUUUUGUAUAUAGAAUAAUUGCUUAAAACGUUCUACCCUGAAUUGCUUCAGGGGCACCCAACGUCAAUUUUCGGAAAAUAUCUGUUCGGAAGACGAUUUGAGAUCUAGAAUUUUCGGAAAAUUUGCUGUAAAAUUUCUUGCUUGCCUGCCUCUUAUAGGAUUUUCGAACAUCGAAAAACUAGUAAUUGCCCAUUUUUAACGGAUUUUUACCCUAGAAAGGUCACCUAGAAUUUUCUGGAGCCUUUUUUUCUGGCUGGAUCGGAUCACUGUGACUUUCAGUUAGGAAAUCCAAGCAGCUGAAAAAUUUUUAGGGGAUAAAAAUAUGCCUAUACCUACCGUCUAAAUUAUACUAAGUACGUUUAACAAUGCUAUGUUUAAAUGAUUUGAACUAUAUUCUCGUUGGGUGACCCUGUUGCUUAAGAAGCCUCAAUUGAAGCUGCGAAGGUUCUGUAUUGUUUGUGAGAUAACUAAUUGAAAAUAAAUUGAUUUCGUAAAACUCAGCGGAACCUUUUAACUCAUUUAUGACACUGCUUCAUUGGGUUAGAAAAUGCGUUGCAAGUAAUUGCUUAAAGUAAUUGUUCUAUCUCUUCCUGUACAGUUCCAAUUUUGACUACAAACGUUAUGGCCUGUUGGUUUGGCAAAAAGCGGUAAACGUUGAAUCCUCAAAGACAAGGCAGCCAUUUUGAGACACCAUGUUGAAUUUGCAAAAUGGCGUCCGCAAUCGUAUUAUAUAUGCGCGGCCGACGCACAUCCAUUAUUAGCUUGCUCGCUCUACUACGCUCUAGCAGCUAUUCUUGACGUUUCUAUGUCUCAUCUUCUUCUUGCAUAGUGUUAAUAUAUAUUAUUACACUUUUCCUGAGAGGGUAUGACUGUUUGCAACUGAAACUGUUUGAGUUUGAGUUCUUCCUAUAUCCCUAUUUUCUCUAGUCUGUUUAUCGUUUAAUCGACUGAGAACAACUGCAGUAUUAUGUCCUGCUAACUGAAAUGUUUAGAAAACACUUCUUCUUUUUAAAAAUCUCAUCAGUGAUAUAAAUUGACAAGUCUGGCAAAUAAUAAACAAUCGAGAGAGAGAAAACAAAUACAUGUACAAUAUCGACAACCGACAAUUGAUCGCGACUUACGCCACACGUACACGAAAGAGGGAAAACCGGCAGGUCAGCAAGAAACAUUACGUUCUAAAUUUGUAUCAACGGGUGUUUCAAAUUAGGGUAGAUCACACAAAGAAGCCUUCUACAAUUUUCUUACAAAAAAACUCAAUUAUGCUUAAGUUAAUGUGUUUAAUAAUUACUUUCUUCUUCAAAAUGUUACUAAAGAAAUUAACAGGUCUGCAUCUCUUCCUUUCUCCCACACAGUAGAUUUUUUUUUUCAGCUUUUAACUGAAGUAGAAUUAACAACAAGACAAUACCCUCGAUUUGCCCCUUUUUAGAUUUUUUUCUUCAGAAAAUAAACCAUAUUUUAUAGACUUAAUUAUCGUUUUCCGCAUAAACGUGAGGAACGAUUCUUCUAUCAAUCAAACGAAACUUCUUUCAUAUCAGUUUUGAGAUCGCACUAUGAAAAGAUAAAGGCUGGAGAUGGUUUCCAUGACAAUAGAACGCACUCCUUAAUUCUUAUUGGAUGCCUUCAUAAGGAAUAAGUUUCCUUUUCCAUUUAUCAAAUUAUAGACUUGGUAAGUUCUGUUUAGGUGUCAACACCGUAGGCUGUUUCACGAACGCGAUUUUAUAUGACAGAUGUUGAAUUAAGGUAAGGAAUUUUACUCUUUCAAAGGCAAAAAGAAUUCGAUAACACAGAGGUGAAACUGCCGGCAAAGCAGCAUUUAGCUGUUUAUUCGUAAGGUGAAAAUAUCUUCCCACCGUAUUUCACUAUUUUAUCUUUCUUAUUUAUUUUAUCUUCACAAAUAUCAUUUGGUGUAGUUAAUUUAUAUGUAGGGUGCAUCUAUCAAGACCCCUUUCACAAAAUUUACUUGGCAACUUUUUCAGGCGCUAUGCUAGUUAAACGUGUCAAAUUUCUAACUGGUUACACCGUGUCAGUCAGUCACAAAUUCACCAGAUAUGAGAGAGCCUCUGGGAACACUGAAGCAUAUAUUUUAUUCAAUUAUUUUACCUCUUUAACCAUAAAUCGCUCCCUUUAAAUUCAGUUUCCCUAGAGUAAAAUAAAAUUCAGAAGGAAGAGUUUCUUCCUCAUCCUCAGACAUCUGCUUUACGUGAGGUUGUUGUCAUUUACAUCUCUUUGAAAGCUAACAGCUCACAGAUUCUGAAGUUUGAAACGCGUCGAAAAAUGAGCACACCAGUGAAAUCUCUUUUUUUUGACAUACAACCGAAUUGUUCAAGUUAAUAAGUUUCAGUGUUUGCCUACAAAUUAACCACUCUAAAGUGAACGCACAGUAUCAGCUAACUAAAGGUUAUCGCAAUCUCCGAGGACAGAAUUUUAACAAAAGCAACAAGCAUAUCUCUUUUGUUCGUUGUGAACAUGAACGAAGAAAAAUGUAAGGAAACGUUCUUCCGAAACGCUUUCAAGGGGCUAAUUAUUGAUAUUUAAAAACUGAAAGGCAUUCCGCACUUUAAUCUCUCGGCUUUCGACUCAAACGAGCUGAGCAGUAUUUAACAACUGACCUUCAAUAUUCAAUGCUUCCUUAUCCUUUUUAAGCUAUUUGCAACUCUGAGGAAUCGUUAUUUAUGAUAACAAGGUUCUAAAAGAUCAACUUCUGACAAAAUAGAUGGAGUAUAUUUUGCUUUAUUGCCACUUUUCACAACAAAAAGAUUAUUGUUUUGCUGGCCUCAAGGAAAAUUGAAACACACGAAUUCAUAAUUCUGAGGAGUAGCUGAUGUGCAUUUGACUGCGAUAAACGUUUCAUUUUAAUCUCUUUCUGGUUUUAGAUUAACGAGACUUCUAUUUCUCAACAAAUAUUAUUAUUUAUUUUCUAUAAUGAACGAGCCAAAAAUGCAUUUUACAUUUACGAUAUUUCCUCUUUUCACAGUUGUCUUUCAACAAUAAUGAAAACGCUUUCAGUUAAUGAAAAGCUUUUGAUGUCAUCUUUGAAAAGUAAAAAAAAUAUAUGGUACCAAAUUAGGCAACUGAAGUAAAUAACAGAAUCGAUCUCUUUUUUUAUCAAUGGAUUGUUAUUUUUUCAAAACCUCCGGAUCAGUUUCCGUUUCGUUUCUGCUUAUCUAAAAUCCCUUCAUUUUUUUUUUUUUUUUUAAUUCAGAAAAGUAUAGUAAUAUUCAUUGUAAGCAAUAAGAAUAAAAUUAAAUUAAUGGCCUUUUGCGAUAUCUUACUUUUGAUUUAUGGUUUCACAAGAACAGCAACGUGACAAGUCGUAUUUUUGGCCAUUUCUAAAUCAUUUAAAAACUGUGGUUAGUGCUGUAUCUUUAUAAUUUCCUUAAGCCUUCUGAACCGUUUCUUUUCCAGAAUUUUCUUGGAAGAUUUCAGUUUAAACCAAUUCACUGAUUUGCAGGAGACAGUCGUUUUUUAAAUCAACCUUAAAGUCAGUCUGGAAAAUUUUAAAACGAUGAAACAAACUGUAAAAAGGAUGUUUAAAAAGCCAAACAAAACAUUUUGUUCUUAACGCUUAUUUUUCUGUUCAUAAUUUUGAAAGGUGUUGUCAUUGGCUUAAAUUAACAUGAAUUCCAACCUCUAUCUAUAUUAUAUCAGUUGGAGCUCUCUUUUUGACCGUAACUGUGCUUUAAAACAUUUUGGCAUCUCAAGACUUCGAGCGGAGUCUAGCGUAAUCUUUGUUCAUGACAUCUGUUCCUGUUUUACAACCGUCAUUAAAAGUAUUGCCUUUUGGUUCUAUUCGCUUCAGGUAUGGGUAGAUACCCCUCUCUGCAAAAACAACUUUAAACUUUUCCGUUAAAUGGGGAAAGACUAUUUUCACAAGACGGUAUUUCAGUAAAUUUUUCUCCAAAUUUUCCAACAUCUCUAAACGCAUCCUGUUGUGCAGGCCAUCGAAAUUAUUCAGUACACUAACAGGCUGCACUGUUAUACAAUUUUCGGUCUUUUAAGUCGAAAAAAUAAGAAAUUUUUACCACUGAAAAAAAUGAACUUGAAAGUUGGAGGUUUAUAGAGUGGUCUCUUGUGACCAUCACUCGGUUCACUUUGCGUGCAAAACGACGAACUGCCUCCGGCAAACUAUCACUGUCAAAUUUCCUGCACUUAAUCUUACACUGAUGAAAAAAGGAUAAUCAAGAUUUCCAUUUGUGAACUGACCCGUAUUAAGGAUAUAUCGCUGAUAUAAGUUUUUGGUGGUUCACAAUUUUGCAAACAAAGGGAUCUUAGAAACAAACAUGUAAAUUAAACAUUUAAUAAAAAGUGAUAAAUUGAUUGAAGACCGUUUGAGAUGACUUUUGCUGUAUUUUUUUUGAAGUUUAGUGAAUGCCGUGGUCGUCCCUAGAGAAAUCUACAUGAAGAUGACCAGAAAAAAAAAUUUAAGGAAGUAUUGCCGCUUUCGGUUUGUUUAUGAAUUGAGAUUAGCAGAUUCUUAGGAUUUUAACCUGCAGCUAAUAAGUGAUUUUAUACAACAAGAGUGUCUCUACCCUGCCUAUAGCAUGUGUAAAAACUCGAUCAUGGCAAGACGAGGUUAUUCGCAAAUUAGGCUAAAAAGUUGCCAUUCGCUCCUGUUUGUUAUGUUAGUGGUUUAUCCUCGUAUUUCUUGUUGACUGCCUUCAAGAGGCAAGUAAAUAGGGACCUUUAAAUUCUAAUGGCCUGUUUACAAGGAGAGAGGGUUACCCUUGUGCUAGGGUUACCCUAGCAAGCGGAUUAAAGUUAGCUCUGGUUUACAAGCAAAUUUCACAGGUAGGGUUACCCCCCAGGUAGAGUAAUCCUCUUGCUAGGAUAACCCUUGCACUCAGGUAGGGUUACCCUUAGGCUAGCGCUAGGGUAACCUUACCUGCCUUGUAAACACGUCGUGUAAAAGAAAGAAGCAAUGUGCGAUUUCUAGGGUAACCCUUGCACUAGGGAUACCCUCCCUCCUUGUAACGAGGGCCUAAGACGAGAGAGUACGAUAUUAUCUCAGUACGAAGUAGUGUCUGCGCGAGAACCAGCGUCAUUUUGGCGGGAAAACAUGAUAGCCGCCGUCUUUCUACUACGCGUUUCAGCGAGAAUGUCGCAUUGACGGAAAUAAGUUAUCAAAUGUUAGAAGUUUUAUCAGUAACCCCCUUCAAUAAAAAUAUGAGUGCCAACUUUUAUCGUAAAAAAAGAUACAAUGAAGCUUUUUGCGGUAUCUAUUUCUUGCGUGUCCUCGUAGCCGCGCCCCUGUACUCGAAUCUUACGAUCUCUUAUAAAUACCAGCUGAAUACCAGCUGGGGACAAUCUUCGGUAGACUAUAGUAAUACUUAGAGAUUGGAGGAUAACAUAAUCACGCAACAAAAAAAAGGAACAAGAGUCUCUGUUGCUCGGAAAACUAUAAGACCCCAACAAAGUAUCGAAUUCACAGCCCUGACGGCACACUCGAGCUCCUGCACAACACGGUCGCUCUAAGGUGAAUUUCACUCUAAACGCAAUGAUACGUUGUAUUUAUUUUUCAUGUUCCGUGACAUAUUACGUCAAUUAUUGAUGUGGGCGGAAUCUUCCUUUGAGAGAGCUCUCUGUUUGCUGGGAAAAUGCAUUAUAGGUUGAAUUUGGCCACAGGCGAGGCCGAGCAUAUAAAGUUCUUUAGUGAACUGUACACGCUCCGACUCUGAGCGCUAUGCGUUGUGCAUCCUCCAGAAUAAUUUUAUGGGCAUCACUAGAACUUGAAGAGAUAAUGAUAAGAUAUUUCCGCCAGAAGUCAAAGAAUACAUGCACAAUGUAGAGUGGUAUCUAUAUUCUCUAUAGCCCAUGUUAAACCACUCUCAUCUCUUUAAAACAAAGGUAAGUGCAAAUAGUUUCCCAUUCUCAUUCAAACGCAACUCAUUUUCAUAUGAAAGGUUUUGCCUCAUUUUGAAAGUUGGGGUUUUUGAAACUCAAAAUGGACAGGUUAGUAUAGUGUAUUUUCAAAAGACAUAUGCAUUCAAGAUAUCCCUCCUUUUCUGAUUGGUUUACGACGCCUGGCUAAUUCCUUUUAGUAAAAUCCAACUAGUGGUCUAUCAUCAAUGCUGGGUUCUGAUUGGUUGAGCCACUACUAGGCUACAUGUUAUAGCCCACUAGUAACGCAAAGCGUCGGCUUUUUGGCGGCAAAAAAGGAUUAAAGUCUAGCUUUAACUAGCUGAAGUUGUUUUGUCUCGAUAUUUUUUGACCAACUAGUUGGAUUUUGCUAAAACAAUUAUUCCUCUCGCCCUCAUGACCUGUGAGUCAAUAGCCCAUUCGGCCUUCGGGACUCAGAGCCCAUUCGGGCUCGAGGAAUAAUUGUUAAAUAGCCCUAGCGUUGACUAAAUAUGGAAGAAGUUUACAACGCUAAUGUUGCCAAUUGUAGACAGAAAAAGGGACAGCAGAAGACGCGCUAGUUCAGCUCUUUUGUUAAAGACGGAGAAAAUGACGGAAGAAGAAGUGAUAGUCAAACUACUAAAACGCAGCAAGGAAAGCAAAAAUACCAGUUCGACGAUCAUCGACGAAUGACAACUGCUUCUUAAAGAUUAUCUGCAAGACUAAACAUCUCUUUCUGUCCUAGAUUUGCCCAGCGGCAGGCAAAUUAAGACAGGAACUUGAAAUCGAUCGAGGUAAGCAUGCCUUUUGAAGUUAAACAUAUUUGAACGAAAGAUAACACAAUUAUUUUAUCUGGCUUUCGUAUGAUAUGAAGAAUCAGGCAGACCUGGGAGCGAGGCAGAUAAGCCGUGCCAGAUAAUACCCUCGACCUCGAUCUGUCCAAUUCUUUCAUAUCAUACUAGAAUCGAAUCCAAUAAUUGCGGAUUAGCCUAAAUACUCCAACAAUAUUAGGAUAUACAAAGCGAAAUAAAUUUUGUCUUUUUUCUAUAAAAGCAGUUUUAUUAACACAAAAAGUUAAAAUUGUAGGUUUAAAAGUUUUCGGUAUUGUUUGAAAUAAAAAAUUUUACGACAUUCAAGAAUAUCGAGAUACCUCAUUUUUCCUCAGUAAAACAGUUUUGAAAAUCAUUUCAUUUCCUGAAGUGAGAUAAGGGUGUUAGAACACUUCGUUGUGUCUUCUUUUCCGCGAGAUGUUUAAAAUUUCCUCUUAGAAAAUAAAAUCUGUAGUUUAUAAAAAUUUUUCACUCACUGAAAAUAUUUUACUGCCAUGGUAUUUAAGGCAGUUCAAAGAAUGUACAUGAUUCCGUGAUAUGUCCGUUCCAACAUGACUUCUGUGUGUUCACAGUCAGAUUUUUAAGGAGUUAUAAUAACUCCUCUAGAGGGGUUAAUUUAACUCCUUAAAACUCCUUAUAGAUUAACUCCUUAUAGAUUUCUUCAAAAUUCUAUCUGUGAAGUAUGUAACGAAACGCGAAACGAAUGAGCGGCGAUAGAAUAACUUCAGUUCAUACGUUACAUGGCUUCUGGUUGGACAAACAAUUUCUCCACCGUGGGUCAUGAUUGACAAAAAACGUGCAAAAAUUUACAUGACCAAAUUCAGCACUGAAUCACAUAAUAGGGACUUAAAGCAAAUGGUUACGGCGACCUCUACUGUGGCGGUUGUGGAUGCGGAGUGCUAGAGAAAGUACGUCACCGUAGCCUGCCAAAAUUUCAAGUUUAAGUAAGCGCGUCCAAACAGUGACUAAGGCGUUUCUUGCUCACUUGCUAUCGUUGUUAGUAAGUCGUAAUGACCUCCUUUAGAGAAGCAAGGGAUGUUAAUUUUCUCUCUCAUGAUCAAGGAUUAAUCACUGACGAUAAGUUUUUGUUGCUGGAUGAUUUGUACAAACCCCAAAAUCUGGAUUUUCCGUACAAAUUGUACACGGCAUCUGACCUAGGUUGAGGAUAAGAAAUUUUAAAGUGACAAAACGCAGGAAAACACGUAAUUACUGGAAAACCGGAAGCGUCCAAUACUUUCUUGAUAAAGCAAAAAACAAUCUAUGAUAGGAUUUAAGACCUGUGAUUGAAAAAAAUAGGAGAAAACUAGACUUUUAUACUCAAGCAGUAGCGACUAUGCCACAAGACAGGUCUUCACCUUAUAGGAUUUUGCGCUCGGGCGAAAGGUCAUUUCCAGGCAUUUGCACUGCGUCAUUUUUGGGCUUUUACUUCCGGCCGCCGUAGUAGAGGUCGCCGAGGCGAUUUUCUUAAAGUCCCUAAUACCAACUCCGCGGUAUCGCCAGUACCUUGCGCGUGCGGUCAGCCAUAUGGCCUUAGGCGACUUUCUCUCUUGGCGAAAGGUAUUACUUGCGAUUACUGACCCAGCCGUUUUACGAGGCGAGUUCACAUGCUCCACCUCACACAUGUGGCUGUGGAGGCUCGGGGGCGCAAAACAGUUCUCGGCAAGCGUAUAGAGAUGGGAUCAGCUAUAGAAAUCAGCUAGUGUUCUGCCCAAAAAACUGUUAACAAGAAGACUGGUACUGGCCAUGCCGCGGAGUUGGUAGUGUGUGCUAAAUUGCUGGAUUUGGUCUUAUUUGAAAAAUUCACAUGUCUUUCUACUUGAUAAAACAAACCACUUGAUAGGGCUUUCAAGAAACCAAUUUCUCGAGGCGGUUUUUUUCCGAGGCAUUCCCUCUCAGAACUAUUCAUUAAAUCUUUUUGCCCCUGAUAGAUUCUCAUUAAAAAAUUUCAAAUUGUUAUUUUCAAAAUUCCGGGUUCAAUAAAUGGUACCAUGUCGAAGCCCAUCUGAAGACUUUUCUUUUUUGGAAUAGAAGGACUAGAUGAUUUCCUCCAUAGAUUAAAAUGUUACCACGAGGUUGUUCAGAAUUAGAGCAAUGACAUACACUGGGGACGCGUUGGAGAGGCGUUGAAAAAUUUCGAAAUUCAUUGAAAGGCACCUUGGUGUCAAUGCACUCCGAGCCUGUCGUUCAAGAUUUUAUUUGUGGAUUGAAUUAAAUAUGGCACUUCAGAAUAAGAUACAUCUUAAACCAAGUCAUGCUAAUGCCUUGUAGUAUAUAGCACGACAGGGCUUGCCACGCAACGAAGAUUUAGCACGAUUUUAGAAACGGACCAAGUUUACCUUCCUAACUAUAAGCGUCUGAGUAAGUUACGGUGCGAAAAAAAAACCGUGAUCCUGAAAAAAGUUAUUUUAGUCGCGCUAAAAGAUUUCGUCAAAAAACUGAAAAUUAAGGAAAUAAAUGUUGAAGAAUUUUAAAGGAUUUAUAAGCUUUGUUGAAGAUAGUUCUUUGAAAAGUUCGAUGAUUAUUUUUCCAUUUAGUCUUUCGCCGGGUCAUAAGACCACAAGAUCAUUUGUACAAUUUGUCAAAAAUAGCUAGCCAUUUGCUUUCUCUUAAUGUUUUCGCCACUUCAGUACUUUUAUACCGAAAAUGGCAUCCUCUAUCAUUAUGAAUCCAUCAUAAGCACUCCGCCAGUGCAAUAAACGAGUAUUAUAAGUAAGAAAAAAAGCUUUUCAGGAGCUUUCAUUGGAGUUGUUAGACUUGAGGAUUUUAUCAAAGCAUUCAAAGCUAAGGAAGGAAAAGAGAAUUUCAAAAGAAAUUUUUAAGAUGAAAGGGUUCGUUAAUUUUCCAUUUGGUUGAGCGGCUCUUUAAACUCUUCACACUUUUAUGUUACUUCAUUUCUCGAUCAUUGCCCGCCACCGAUAUUUUCAUUUUCUGCCAUUCGUCCCUCUUAUUAAAAUGAAAAAUGUGCUCUGUCAUCCUCCAUGAAUUUACGAAUUUUUAGGCGUCAAAUGUCAAUGCCAAACCUUAUUCAUUUUUUGCCACUAGUUACUCUUCGGUACCAAUUUUCCAGUUUUCAGAUUUCAACCAGUGACAGUUUCGAUUCUGUUUGUCAAUCUAAAUUAGUAGCAACGAUGGCACCCAGAAGAGCUUUCAGAUAAAAUGUCAUUAAUAUAUUUUUCCAGAAGAAUGACAACUUCAAUUUGAAAGCAAAAUGAAUUUCAGUAAAAGUUUCCGGAUAACUGCUGUACUACAUAAGACUAGACAAACAGACUGAAAAUCAAAUAACAUUUAACAACGUGGCGAUACCUUGGUGAUUGAAGAAUUGACAAUUUGAUUUAGGGUAUAAACUACUCCGUUUAGCAUUAAUUUGCGUUACUAUUUCUUAACAAUAAGCCUGCGGUAAAGUACUGUAUAUUUUUUUCUGUCCUCGUCCUCCGAAUUUGCACGAAAGCUUCCUAAUAUAUAUCUAUGAUCAAUCAUUUGCGAUGGCGUCCUCAUAAAUGCCAUAAAAAAGCGAUUUGAUUGGUUGAGGUCAGCUUCAUAUUAUGACAUAAUUUGCAAAGAUUUCUACACUUUUGCUGUUAAAUCUUGCACAAUUCAUAUCAAAACAACUUAAGAGGUUUCUUUCAUGCACGACGGCAGCAAGAUAAAAUGAUUUAAAUUUGUACAUCAGUUUAUACUGAGAAAUUUUUUUACAGCUGUCGAAUUUUUCAAAGAAGUAUACAGCAAAGAGCUCAUGGUGACCCUAGACUAUAUGGGAAACCAACAGAAAGCUGUAACGACAAAUGUGAGUAUAUAAACUAAUCAAGCUACAAAAAGGUAGGUUUAGCUUUCUAAAUUCAUUUUUUCCAUAAUACUUUGAUGUACAUGUAGUUUCUCUCUAUAAAUGAGCUAAGAGAGCAGAAGGUCUAACCAAAAUUUGAUUCAAAUGGAACGGCUUUUAGGCAUUGAAAACUAGACUCAGGACGACAACGACGCUGCUAACUAUCGGAGACCAGUUCUUAAGAUAACACAUCGCUUCGACAAAAUUGAGUAGGCAAUGAAGGCAAAAAAUGACUGAGCAUUCCGUGACUUAAAGUUAAACAUUUCCCGUUUAAAAAUGUAAAAGAUAAAGAAAAUAAAACGAGGUUAUUUUAGUGACAAUUUUAAGUGAAAUCCGUUUUACCGUCAUUAGGAUUUGGAAAAUAUUGUUUUACUAGAAUGUGUAAGGCAGGUUGUAUUUUACUAUCACAGACAGUUAUAGUUUCACCAUUUAUUUUUGAUAUCUCUAGUCUUAUUCAAAUCUUAUUAUUAAUAGAAUCUCAUGCAAUAAUUCAAUAGAAGAGCUAAAGAGCUAAAACGAAGUUAAAAGAAGACUAUUUUGAGGACUCUCUUGCAAAUAAGUCGAUAAAAAUUGAACAAAGAUAAGAUUAGAAUCUACCACAAAAUAUAGAACAAAAUAUCCAAUACACUUUCAUUAAUACAGUAUGAAUGGAUUAGAGGAUCCACUGGCGACAAAUUUAAGUUUUUGUGAGUUUGUUUGUUUUAGCAGUUUUCUCUUUACGCAAGCUUUCCUCGAUAGACAAGCAAUGAAAGUUUCAUCCCUAUUUAUUUUAUAAACAAUUAUGGUCAAAUUUUUGAGCCAAGGCAGAAAUAAACCGCAAAAUCAAUCUUCAUCACUCCUGGUACAAUAGAAUUGCAAAUGUCGAAUGUAAUAAAUGUCAUAAAUGUAAUUUAAUUCCUAUUUUAUUCCUCCUUUGUCUUAUUCAUCGGGAUUUUUUGCAAUUUAUAGAAUCGGCCAGAACCUAACGGCACUUAAAGCACCAGAUUUGCGAUUUCUUUGUCAUAAUGCUGGAUACAUUGCUGGUCAAGUAUUAAAAUGUUUCUUCGCGAGAACUAAAAGGAACAUUUCAUUUUUUUAAAAAAGCAAAAUACUCAGGGAAGGUCAAACCCAAGGUAGAAAAGGUAAACAAUUCGGAACAUUGGAUAGCAACAGUAAGCGGCUUUUCUAGCUGUGAGACCUAAGCCACAAGAAGAGACUUGACCGCCUCUCGCAAAAAGAUUCGGAGAGGAUGAACUAAACGAAUAAUCGAUCAAUUGAUUUUAUUUAAUGUUUAAUAUCUUUACAGGCACAGAAAGCCCGGGAAUGUAUUGGCAAAGGACACAAUUUAUUUUAUUGAGAAAUUCACGGCCCUGUAAGGAAGAAACAUUGGUUACCUUCAGGAUCAUACAUCGCGCUUUUGAACAAAUUUAGAGAAACUUGAAAGACAUUAGGCAAACGUUGUUAGGUUUGCACGGAUUCAAUACCUUUUUUCAACCUUUUCCUAUUUUUAGUCAAUCCUUCGUGAUUUGCCCAGAGUGGAAUCCACCGUUGUGAAAAACCUAGUCCUACGAGGCGGUUAUAACGCGGGGUCUCUUGUAAUAUUUCUUAAGCAUCUCAUUGUAACUGCAAAAUUAAAGUUUAUCAACCUUUCUCUCAGUUUAAGAUGGCGAGCUCUACACCAGAGACACCAAGCAACGGCAACAUGGUUGAGGAAAAAUUUGACGAGCAAGUCGUUCUAAUUUCCACGACGUUUCUCGUUAUCAUCAUCCUCAUGGCUUUGUUUGGAAAUGUUUUGGUUGUCAUUGCCUUUGCUGUUUUCCAAAAACUCCGCAGCAUGACUAAUUAUUUUAUAGUGUCUCUUGCUGUGGCGGACAUUCUUGUAGCAGCGGUGUCUAUGCCAGUCUGGGUUGCAUAUCUCCUCACUGGACCUGCGUGGAUGUUUGAUUUGUGGCUUCAACAGGUUCUGAAGAGUUUCACCUUUUUAAUCUUGUUUUCUAGGAUUUGAAUUUUCCAGACAAUUUUUAAUCCUAGGCCUAAACCAAUAAGAUGAGCAAGUAGCAAGUACACGGGGACAACACUGAUCAGGCACUGAUCUAAGAAAAAACAUGACUGUUUUCGAUUGAACGCAGGAGGUACAGGCACCUUGUCGCACCAUGUAAGGUUACGCAAGACAGUCUUGGAUUUUGAAUUUCACGCGGUGGGUUUCCGGAUUCCGGUUAAUGGGUCUGGAUUCAUUGUCAGUGGAACAUGGAUUCCGAAUUCCAAACGUUAACGGGAUUUCGGAUUCCUUGAGCUAAAUUCCGGGUUCUAUAAGUAAACAUUCCCCGGAUGCCGAAAUGCGGAUCGGAUUACCUUACAUGGAGUGACACUAAAAUCUUUUGCGUUGUCCCCGAAAAGUCAAUGAAAAUUUUGACUCUUGAAAACCCGCUCCCCUUUAGAGAAUCUGUUUUAAGAAAUUUUUCAAAAUUCAAUCAGUAGAAAAUUGAGUGAAAACAGGUGAACCAUAAAGAGGUCAAAAUACUAAGAUUUUGUGCUUUCUUGACCAGGUUUGGAGUUGUGUUGACAUCCUCUGUGGAGUGGCUUCCAUCCUUCAUCUCAGCUUAAUUAGCAUCGAACGUUACAUCUGUAUUUCUUCGCCACUCACCUACCACGAAAAAAUGUCGACCACAAAGGUACUGGUAGCCAUACUGAUUAUAUGGUUGUUCUCAAUCUUCAUGGCUGCCCUCAACUUAAUCAUCUGGUCUGUACCUCCGCCAGUCUACGAGAUAAUCGUAAGUGUCUUGUGCUUUUUCAUUCCCUUGGUGGUCAUGCUUGUGUGCUACAUGAAGAUAUACAAAGCCGCCCGUCAUCAGAUAAAGAAGAUGAUUCUCACGGUUCAAGGAAGCCCUAAGAAAUUUCUUCUGUCCAAGGAACUCAAAGCAGCAAAAACAGUAGCUGCUGUUAUUGGUGCUUUUGUCAUCUGCUGGGGGCCUUUCUUUGUUCUAAAUCUCAUCUUCGGUCUCUGUAAAAGCUGCUCACCCCUCCCCGAAGAGUCAGUUCUUGCGGCCAAAUGGUUGCAUUAUGUCAACAGCGUACUCAACCCAAUCAUCUACGCUUGCAUGAACAAAGACUUUCGCGCCGCAUUCAAGAAGCUUCUUGCUUUUAUCUGCUUUUUCCUUCCGGGGGUCCAGCGGCAGGACAUGACACUAGAAAGGUCGUUUUAUAGCGAGAGGAACUCUAUUCGAUCAGCUAGGGGAAGCUCUUUCAAGGAAGUGAAUUGUCGAAAGGAAAGCAGUUCACUGCACUCAAAUGUAUCUUACAAAGAUAUAAAUGGAUACCAGUCAUGGGAAAAGCCAUGUUUUGUAUGA